Molecule: messenger RNA, 2034 nt
Organism: Candida dubliniensis CD36
Lineage: Eukaryota; Fungi; Ascomycota; Pichiomycetes; Serinales; Debaryomycetaceae
Product: ssDNA-dependent ATPase
Exons: 1
Coding region: 1-2034 (677 amino acids)
Biological process (GO): regulation of DNA repair; DNA-templated DNA replication
Cellular component (GO): nucleus
Molecular function (GO): ATP hydrolysis activity; ATP binding; enzyme activator activity
Source: RefSeq, a predicted model, not a curated record
AUGAUGACUCAAGCUAAAGAAGAACAGUGUCCAAUAUGUAGCAAAUUAUUUGCUGUAUCACAACUUUACGAACACGUGAAUUCAUGUUUAGACAACCAAGAAAGUAAAGCAUCACCCAGUAGAGAGACAUCAGAAGAGACGAACGGGAAAGCAGAAACACCGGUACCGAAGAAGCGAAACGCACUCAGUGCUUUAGGAUUGAAAGCAGAUACGUCCUCACUGUCACAAAAAAAGUUGAAGAAAAGUGACGCCAAAAAGCCAAGCUUGACAAGUAAACUCAUUGAGCAGAAACGAUUGCAAGCUGAAAUCAGAAGAAGAGAUAAGGAGAUUCCAUUGGAAGAACAAUUCAAAGCCAUAGCAGAGGAUGCUAUGACGCAACUUAGAACUCAAGAAAAACCACUCGCAAAUGGCAUUGAGGAAACAAAACUGCAGAAGGAAUCAAAAUUCUUAAAAAAGGCAAAAGAGAUUAAUGAACUAAAACGACAAGCAUCUAUUCCUCUAGCUCAUAGGCUUCGGCCAAAAUCUUUAGAUGAUUUUUUUGGUCAAGAGAAAUUAGUGGGGAAAAAUGGUGCCUUGAGGAAUAUUAUUCAAGCUGACAUAAUUCCUUCGUUUUUGCUUUGGGGAGUUCCAGGAAUUGGGAAAACUUCGUUAGCCAGAAUAAUUGCUAAAACAACCAGUUGCAAGUUUGUUGAAUUGUCAGGUAUUGAUAGUAAUGCAAAAAGAUUGAAGGAAGUUUUCGUUCAAGCAGAGAAUCAUAAAAACUUGAGUGGACAAAGAACGAUUUUGUUUCUUGAUGAAAUACACCGAUUCAACAAGGCAGUGCAGGAUUUACUAUUACCCGUCAUCGAGAAGGGGACAUUGACCGUAAUUGGAGCCACGACAGAAAAUCCAUCAUUUAAUUUGAACAAUGCAUUGUUGUCAAGGAUGCACACGUUUGUCAUGGAACCAUUGAACGUCGAUUCGUUAAUCAAGAUUUUAACAAGAGCUCUUUUUGAAGUCAAUAGAGUACGGAAAAAUUUAUACGGGCUACAUUAUAUUUCACUACAAAAGGAUGCAUAUCAUUACAUUGCUGAGUUGUGUAUGGGAGACUCACGUGUUGCAUUAAAUAUACUUGAAACUAUAAAUGCCUAUUUAUCAGCUGAAAAAUUCAAAAAUACUGAUAGUACGGACGACGAGCAGACAAAGAAACAGGGUGUUAUCAAAGUCUCGGCUGAUCUCUUGAAACCAUUGAUGAAGUCCAGAGAUUUCCAUCAGUUUUAUGACCGAAAUGGCGAUUCUCAUUACGAUAUAAUAAGUGCGUUCCAUAAAUCAGUUCGUGGUUCAGACCCAAAUGCAGCAAUGUUCUAUUUAGUGAAGAUGCUAUCUGGAGGAGAAGAUCCGUUGUUCAUAAUGAGAAGAAUGAUCGUGAUUGCAAGCGAGGAUAUAGGACUUCGCGAUAGUUCUUGUUUGCCAUUUGUUAUUGCUGCAAAAGAAGCUUUGGAAUUUGUAGGUAUGCCCGAAGGAGAGAUCAUUUUAGCCCAUUGUGCCAACAAGCUAGCAUUGGCCCCAAAGUCUACAAAGUCAUAUCGUGCUUUAAGAACCGCUCAAAGUAUAAUUAAAGAAAACCCGGAUUUAACAAAACUACCUGUUCCUUUACACUUACGGAAUGCCCCGACUAAAUUAAUGAAAGAUCUUGGUUAUGGAGACAAGUACAAGUACAAUCCACAAUAUGAGAACGGUAAAGUUCAUCAAGGAUAUUUCCCUGACGGAAUGGACCCAUUAAAGUUAUUGGAGGAUACCCAUUUAGGCAAAGAAAGAGAUCUUUCAGUGUCAGAUGACCAAUAUGAGAGUGCAAAAUUAGCAGUAGAGGAUUAUGAGAAAUUCAAGAAGUCUUACAGGAAGCAAUUCUUCAAUGGUCAUGCCACUGAUUUUGAAGAUAGCGAUGAAAAUGAUAGUAGUCAUAAUGGAGAGUACGCUGAUAAUUUUGAAAAAUCUUUUGAUGAGAAUCUAGCACCCGAACUUCAAAAGGAGUAUUAUGGCGACGAUAUAUCAUAA